AUGAAACCUAAAGAUUUUCUAACUGACAAAGAUGAGAUUUUACAUGAAUAUUCUUUGAUUCCUAUACACUCUGCUUCCCUUUCUCCACCCGUACCAGUGAAUUCUACCAUAGCCGUUGGUUAUGAAAUCUACGUAAUCGGUGGACGCACUACGCGGUCUUCCUCUGUUCGGAUCCUUGAUUGUCGGAGUAACACGUGGCGUGACGCUCCUAACAUGUUGGUAGCUCGUAGGAGUGCAAACUCGGUUCUUCUCGACCAGAAAAUAUUUGUCAUGGGAGGUUGCGGAAAGCCUGACAAUUGGUUUGAGGUUUUCGACAUAAAGACUGAGACAUGGAGCGUCUUGCCAUGUCAUAUCGCUGAUCUCGAUGUUCUAUUUUGGAGAUCUAUUGUGGUAAAUGCUGUUCAAGGAAAGCUUUACGUAGUGGUUGACAGAAAGGAAUACACUUACGAGCCUAAAAGUGGUACAUGGGAAGUUACAGAGAACUCAUAUCAUUUGGUCGGUAGGUGUGUGAUAGAGAAUGUAAUGUACAGUCACAAUUACAAGGGGUAUUUAAUGUGGUAUGACUAUGAAUGUAGAAAGUGGAAAGAGAUCAAGGGGUUGGAGAAAUUGCGUGAUGAGUCUCGUGUAACGGGUAGCAUUAUGCUUAGAAUGGUUAACUAUGGUGGGAAUCUUGUGGUUGUGUGGAGCAAAAGGUACCGCGAAAAAGACCGCGAAAUCUGGAAAACUGAAAUUUGGUGCGCUAAGAUUGCGUUAGAGAAACGCGUUGGAGGUGAGAUUUGGGGUAAGACCGAGUGGCGUAAUACUGUACUUACGGUUCCCGGGUUGUGUGACUGGUUUAGUGGUGUUGCUGUUGUUUCGGUUUGA
Messenger RNA from Microthlaspi erraticum, 864 nucleotides. NCBI's taxonomy places the organism in Eukaryota, Viridiplantae, Streptophyta, Magnoliopsida, Brassicales, Brassicaceae. The record is from the annotation of a GenBank genome assembly.